Molecule: messenger RNA, 1638 nt
Organism: Vespa crabro (European hornet)
Lineage: Eukaryota; Metazoa; Arthropoda; Insecta; Hymenoptera; Vespidae
Gene: Ndfip
Product: NEDD4 family-interacting protein 1-like
Exons: 6
Coding region: 497-1108 (203 amino acids)
Biological process (GO): vacuolar transport; metal ion transport; positive regulation of protein ubiquitination
Cellular component (GO): Golgi apparatus; endoplasmic reticulum; perinuclear region of cytoplasm
Molecular function (GO): WW domain binding
Source: RefSeq, a predicted model, not a curated record
CGUAAAUAUUUCAUCUUUUGAGGACACAUCACUCCGCUCCUCGUGAUGCUUUGUGCUUCAUUGUCGUUUGACGAACAUCUUUACAUUUUCGCCUAAUGCAUUGAAAAAAAAAAAAAAAAAGAAAAAAAAAAGAAAAAAAGAAAAAAAAAGAAAAAAAAAUAAAAAAAAAAGAAAAGAAAAGAAAAAAAACCUAAAAAUAUCUUCACAGAACUUAAAUACACGCGUUGACUAAGUAAAAAAUGCACACAUUGCUCUUCGUUGAUUAUCACUUGUUUUGCUAUAAUAAAAUAAAAAUUUCCAUGCCUACACUGUCAUAAAGUUCAUUCCUAUAAACGAGUAAAUGAUUAUGAUCAUAUUUCUAUGAUUCAAAUUAAAAACUAAAGACAGCAAAUAGAACAUACAGCCAUCCCAAACAAAUGAUGAUACAAAUGGUGAAACAUCUCCACGUAACGAAGUACCUUCGCUGACUGUGACACUGCCUGCCAUACAAGGAGGUAUGCUUGGUCAUUCCAACAACGCAUCUAUGGCCCAGGCUACUGUUACAACUAGAAUGGCCGAGGUUGAAGAAAUACCACCACCAAAACCAGAUUUUUCAGCGCCACCUCCUUACGAGGUAGCUACAAAACUACCUAGCUAUGAAGAAGUACAACGUGAAAAAACAUUACAAGGAGAACCUCAUCCUCAAAUACACAUGCCUGGUAGUAUUAGACCUCAACAACAACCACUGACAAUUCUUGCUAUAGACACAGAGGCUGCAGAAGGAGAUCCAGAAAGCGGAUUGCUUGGCACUGAUUUCAUGUUUUUUACUGCAUUCUUGGUUGCUUUCUUAUUCAACUGGAUUGGAUUUCUUCUUUUGAUGUGCUUCUGUCAUACAAUUGCUUCUCGUUAUGGAGCAUUAUCUGGUUUUGGCCUUUCAUUGACAAAAUGGACAUUGAUUGUUAAACAUUCUACUGAUCUUGCUUCGCGAGAAAACUCAUGGCUAUGGUGGUUGAUAAUGGCAUUUGGUAUUCUAAUUUGUGUACGCGCCAUCAUCCAAUAUUUGAAUAUUAAACGUGGAUGGAGACUACUCUCUGGUAGUGCGCAGGAACGCUUAUUGUUUUUCUAUUAAGUUUUUAAAUAUGCACUUUUACCCAUCUUGGCUUUAGAAAAAAAAGCAGCAUUUCUAUUUGGGGUUGUAUUUGUAUAAUAUAUAAUCGACACCCAUUAAAAUCAAUACUUUAUAUAGCUCUUAUAUUAAUCAAUCGUAAUAAACUAGUACAGAAAAAUUUUCAAAAUAAUUUGCCAAGUACACUUCUUAGCAAGAAUAAUAAAUAAGUGUAAUAAGGCAAAUUAAUAAAGCAAGGAAGUCAAAGAAAAAUUAGUUUGCGCACACUACCCAUUGUUAUAAAGUAGAAAAAAAUCUGUACAUUUUUAUUGUUCAAGUAGCACAUACAAUGCUUAAAAAGACAAAUUAUUUGUGCAUUGUUUUGUGCAAUAUUGUCCAAGAUAUCAAUAGAUAAAUAUGUGCUAUAAAUAAAAGUAUUUCUCAUAAGUAUGAUAUUAUGAGUGAAAGAAUUGUUUAAUGGCCGAAAUGUAUGAGGAUUGCUUAGAAAGAAAUAUUGAAAAAAUAAAAAAUAUUAUUAAGUAUAGAGGGAAAAA